UCUUUCUUCCUCUCUUGGUUCUGCUCUGCGAGCUAUUUCCAAUAGUUACAGGGCCUCGCUGGAUUAAGAUUAUUCCGCAUUAGGGAGAUGUUCCUGUUGCCCACCAUGGUCCAGCAACGGGAAUCAUGCUCUUCUGCCUCUGCUUUUUCUUUAUUCUCAAUUUAAUAAUACCGACGUCAGGAGGAGGAGAGCGGAUCCACUGGAGACCAUGAGAUUAUCGCAACUUUAAUGAUCAUAAUGUUCUUUUUGGAGAUCUGGGAAAAUGGGAUGCUCACAAAGUACGAUCAGAGUCGUCCUCAGUGGAGAAUGGACGGAAGAUGAGAGCGGCAAUGAGGUCUCUGUAGCGUCGGAAGGGCAGGAGACGAAGAUGAUGCUACAUAGGAAGAAGAAGAGGAAGUGGGGGUUCAAAGCGAAGCUGCUGGGUUGCGGAGUGGAGUUGCAGCAGGAGGAGGAUGAGGAGGACGCCUUACCGGAGAACGACCACCGGGCGUGGUUGCUCGCCUCUGCGGAGGGCGAUGGGAAGAGCACCGCAGCGGAUGCUCCGGACCCGCAGUCGAUGCACUCUUCGUUCCGUUUCAGCUUCGGGUCUCAGGCGGAAUUCGACGCCCUGAACCCCAACGCCACCGUUCUGAUGCUCAAUCUGGAGAGGAACUCGGAGGAAAAGACGCUAGAUUUUCAGAGAAGGAGAAUCCUGUCGCUUGAGCGGAGCAUCUCCACCGUCUCGGAGUCGCUCCUUCGAUUCACUUACGGCGAGAUCCGGUCGGCCACCAAUGACUUUUCCCGAGGGAGGGUUUUGGGAAGAGGGGCACACAGCUGCGUGUACAGAGGGCGGCUCCGGCUAGGCCGCGCCGUAGCCAUCAAGCGCCUGAAUAACGCCGACAAGGAGUGCUCCAAGGACUUCUGCAGAGAACUGAUGAUCUCCAGCUCGCUGGACAACCGGUUCGUCGUCCCGCUGCUGGGCUACUGCGUCGACGCCGAGGGCCUCUUCCUCGUCUACAAAUUCGUCUCCGGCGGCAACCUCGAGCACCACCUCCACGGUAACAUUCCAUCCCGUGGUUUCGACGGCCACGAUUUACAGGUCUUAACUCAGGCGCAGACGAAAGAGUCAUCGGGUACCGUUGGUUCGAAAAAUGCAGGUAGGAAAGGGAGGGCCUGCCUCCCCUGGUCGGUGAGGUUCAAGGUAGCUCUCGGUGUGGCUCAGGCGGUGGCGUACCUGCACUAUGGCAUAGAGAGGUGCGUGGUGCACCGAGACAUCAAGCCCUCGAACAUCCUCCUCUCUUCCAAGAAAACCCCCAAGCUGUGUGAUUUUGGGCUGGCGACGUGGACGUCCGGUGCUUCCAUUCCCUUCCUCUGCAAGACCGUGAAAGGAACCUUCGGGUAUCUGGCGCCCGAAUAUUUUCAGCACGGCAAGGUGUCGAACAAGACGGACGUGUACGCCUUCGGAGUGGUGCUCCUCGAGCUCGUCACCGGCCGGAAGCCCAUCGAAACCGGACGCUCCGCCGGCGAUGAAAACUUGGUUCAGUGGGUGAGGCCUCUAUUGCUGGGGGAAGGGUCGGUGACGCGGCUGGUGGACCCGCGGCUAAAGCGUGGCUCGUACAGCUUGAAGCAGGUGAGCCGGGUGGUCCGGACCGCAGCCGCUUGCAUCAGCAGCGAGGAGUCGAGUCGGCCGGGCAUCGACCAGGUGAUCAGGAUGCUGAGAGGGGAGGAGGCUGCGGCCGGCGAGGAGGCCGUCUUCACGGAGACGGGUCUCUACGGUGGGAAGGGCGACAUGGGGAACCACCUGGCUCUCGCCAUGUUGGGCGUGACGGAGGCCGACGACGGCGACCAAAAUCGUUGGUAGUUAAAUUGGAAAGAUUUUCCCACCUGUUCUUAUUUUCUCUCAUUCCCACGAUAUUCUUUUCUUGCUUUUCUUUUUUUUUCUGUUUUCUUUGUUCUUUGGUUGAUCCACUAUGUAGAAAAAGCGUGGAAAAGGAAAAAAGAUGAGAAGGAAGUUUGAAGAUUGUA
Molecule: messenger RNA, 2004 nt
Organism: Nymphaea colorata (pocket water lily)
Lineage: Eukaryota; Viridiplantae; Streptophyta; Magnoliopsida; Nymphaeales; Nymphaeaceae
Product: probable serine/threonine-protein kinase PBL10
Exons: 6
Coding region: 263-1840 (525 amino acids)
Biological process (GO): protein phosphorylation
Molecular function (GO): protein kinase activity; ATP binding
Source: RefSeq, a predicted model, not a curated record